Messenger RNA from Medicago truncatula (barrel medic), 1324 nucleotides. Its product is annotated as F-box protein At3g58530. Lineage: Eukaryota; Viridiplantae; Streptophyta; Magnoliopsida; Fabales; Fabaceae. Gene Ontology annotation, molecular function: protein binding. Gene Ontology annotation, biological process: SCF-dependent proteasomal ubiquitin-dependent protein catabolic process. The transcript is spliced from 12 exons. The coding region runs from base 55 to 1110 and encodes 351 amino acids. The record is from RefSeq and is a predicted model, not a curated record. Gene Ontology annotation, cellular component: SCF ubiquitin ligase complex.
UAUGUAAGUAGGGAGCUUUGAAAAUUUUACAAAAAAAACGUUAGUGACGCAAGUAUGGAGGAAAGAAAGGACGGCGAUAUUUGGUGUAGAGAGACAGUACCGAAGGUUUUGAAACUCGUUUGUUCCUCCACGAUUCUGAAUCACACUGAUCUUGUUUCUCUUAUUCUCGUUAGUCCAUUCCUUUAUCGUACCCUUCUCGAUUCUCAACCACUUUGGCAAUCACUUAAUUUUCGUGAGUUGAAUAAUGCUGGGAAUCGUCUUCUAGCUGCUCUUUCUCUGCCUAGAUAUCGCCAUGUAAAGGAGAUUAACCUUGAAUUUGCACGAGAUGUUGAAGACGCACAUCUCAUACUUAUUAAAGAUAAGUGUUUUGAUUCUCUUCAAAGCUUGGAGUCAUUAAAUCUGAACGUCUGCCAAAAAAUAUCGGAUACAGGAAUUGAAGCAAUAACUAGUUGUUGUCCUCAGCUAAAAACAUUUUCCGUCUACUGGAACGUGAGGGUAACUGAUACUGGACUACUACAUACAGCGAGGAACUGCAAACACAUUGUUGAUUUGAAUAUAAGUGGUUGUAAGAAUAUUUCAGACCGAGGUGUACAAUUAGUUGCCGACAAUUACCCGAAACUAGAGUCACUAAACUUGACAAGGUGCGUCAAGUUAACUGAUGCGGGGUUGAAGGAGUUGUUGCAGAAAUGCCUAUCCCUUCAGAGUUUGAAUCUCUAUGCAGUGUCUAGUUUCACAGAUGAAGCUUAUAGGAAAAUAUGCCUUCUGACACGUCUCACGUUUUUGGAUCUCUGUGGUGCCCAGAAUCUUUCAGAUCAAGGACUUCAGAGUAUUUCAAAAUGCAAGAACCUUGUUUCCCUCAAUCUGACUUGGUGUGUACGUGUGACUGAUGAGGGGGUUAUAGCCAUUGCACAGAGUUGCACCUCUCUUGAAUUUCUGAGCUUGUUCGGAAUAGUUGGCGUGACAGAUAAAUGUUUGGUGGCACUCUCAAAGUCAUGUUCUAACAGCAUUACAACGCUUGAUGUGAACGGAUGUAUUGGCAUCAAGAAGCGAAGCCGGGAAGAAUUGCUUCAGUUGUUUCCAUAUUUGAAGUGCUUUAAAGUGCAUAGUUAAUGUGUGGUUAUUGAAAUUUUGGUAAUAAAAGCAGUCUAUUCUUUUUAUUUUCACCGGUGGCAAUAUAACUUGUAAAAGAUGCAAAUCUAAUCCCAAAUGAUUAUUUUGAGCAUCUCAUUCUGCCUGUUUUGCAUGACUUAUUUUGCGAAUUUGUAAUGAAACCUGUCUGUCUUUUGUGGCAUUGAUAAAACUUGUAUCCAUGUAAUCUUUUUUA